This is a messenger RNA of Sphaeramia orbicularis (orbiculate cardinalfish), 2742 nucleotides long. Its product is annotated as cell division cycle protein 27 homolog. Gene Ontology annotation, cellular component: cytoplasm; anaphase-promoting complex. Gene Ontology annotation, biological process: protein ubiquitination; cell division; metaphase/anaphase transition of mitotic cell cycle. Gene Ontology annotation, molecular function: protein binding. Lineage: Eukaryota; Metazoa; Chordata; Actinopteri; Kurtiformes; Apogonidae. The transcript is spliced from 20 exons. The record is from RefSeq and is a predicted model, not a curated record. The coding region runs from base 129 to 2534 and encodes 801 amino acids.
UCACCGGCAGGAGGCGCACUCUACGCCGGUCUUUGUAACGGUCGGUUCGUUCAAAUCUAACCUUCUACUGAAGAAAGAGCGGAGACAAACCGGACGACGGGAACCGACAGCCGGAGCGUGGAAGCGGAAUGACGGUGCUGCAGGAACCUGUCCAGGCUGCAGUGUGGCAGGCUCUGAACCACUACGCCUACCUGGACGCCGUCUUCCUGGCAGAGAGACUUUAUGCUGAAGUGCGUUCAGAGGAGGCUCUGUACCUGUUGGCCACAUGUUAUUACCGUUCAGGGAAGCCCUAUAAGGCCUAUCGGCUGCUGAAGGCCCACAGCUGCUCCACUCCGCAGGUUCGAUUCCUGCUCGCCAAGUGCUGCGUGGAGCUGAGCAAGUUGGCUGAAGGAGAACAGGUCCUGAUUGGUGGAGUGUUGAACAAACAGAAGAGUCAGGAUGACAUCAUCACAGAGUUUGGAGACUCCGCCUCUUUCACACUGUCGUUACUGGGACACAUUUACUGUAAGACAGAUCGAGUGGCCAAAGGUGCUGAGUGUUUCCAGAGGAGUUUAACUCUCAACCCCUUCCUGUGGUCGCCUUUCCAGAACCUCUGUCACCUAGGAGAGAAACCAGAUCCAGAUCAGGUCUUCAGGUUAUCCUCUUUACAGAACUGCUCUAUAGCCCUGCCCCCUCAGUCUGUUAGCCCCGCCCAGAAUCCAUCACAUCGCCUUGACACCGCCCUCAUGGAGACGCCACAGGACACACUGGAGUUGAAUCGUUUGAAUCUAGAAUCUUCUAAUGGUAAACUGACGCCAGAUUUGUCAGUUUCAUAUAUUGACUCCUCCCUCAUCACCCCAGAGACCGGCUCCCUAUUGGGCAGUACAGUUUCCAUGGCGUCAGCCGGCAGCCUAUUGGCCAAACAGAAUAAACCCAAGAGUGGCCGAAGUUUACUGGGAGGACCGUCUGCACUCAGUCCUCUGACGCCCAGUUUUGGUAUCCUGCCCUUGGAUCCCAGCCCUGGAGACCCCACAUAUCUACAGAACUACACCGCUACCAUGGAGACGCAGUCCACAGCAUCCAACAAGAAGUCUGUGUCCAGAAUCAGUCAGUCCAAAUCUGUCUUUAGUCAGAGCGGAAACAGUCGAGAGGUUCUACCAAUCCCAUUCAACCAGACGCAGAGCUCCGCCCCUCACACCAGUGGUUCUCCUCAGGUCCUCAGUCCCAGUAUGUCUGGUCCUCCAAAUGUUCAGCCCAGAAGAAGCUCCAGACUGUUCACUAGUGCCAGUUCUACUGCCAAGGAGAACAGUAAGAAGUUAAAAAUGAAGUUCCCUACAAAGAUUCCCAACAGGAAAACCAAAUGUAAAACAGCAAAGACUUCCAACAGCAGCAACCUGAACGAGAGUCUGGACAUCCUGAGACUGGAACCAGGACUGGGUCUGCCGGACCCUAAGAGCCAGUACCAGAGGGCCGCAGCAGACAGUGUGAUGGCGCUGCUGCGGGAGUUGGGGCGGGGCUACCAGGCGCUGUGUUCCUAUAACUGCAGAGAGGCCAUCCACAUCCUGACGGCGCUCCCUCCUCAGCACUACAACACCGGCUGGGUCCUGACCCACAUCGGACGGGCCUACUUCGAGCUGGCAGAAUACGCCCAGGCGGAGCGUCUGUUCAGUGAAGUUCGGAGGAUUGAGUCGUACAGAGUGGAGGGGAUGGAGAUCUACUCCACCACACUGUGGCAUCUACAGAAGGACGUGGCUCUGUCUGCUCUGUCUAAAGACCUGACAGACAUGGACAAGAACUGCCCUGAGGCGUGGUGUGUCGCAGGAAACUGCUUCAGCCUGCAGAGGGAGCACGACAUCGCAAUCAAGUUCUUCCAGAGAGCCAUCCAGGUGGACCCCGGUUUCGCCUACGCCUACACUCUGCUGGGACACGAGUUUGUUCUGACCGAGGAGCUGGACCGAGCGCUCGCCUGCUUCCGCAACGCCAUCAGAGUCAACAACAGGCAUUACAAUGCAUGGUAUGGUCUGGGGAUGAUUUACUACAAACAGGAAAAGUUCAACCUGGCAGAAAUUCACUUUAAGAAAGCUCUGAGCAUCAACCCCCAGAGCUCUGUGCUGCUGUGUCACAUUGGAGUGGUCCAACAUGCGUUGAAGAAGUCUGAUGCGGCGCUGGAGACUCUGAACCGAGCGAUCGGCAUCGACCCCAAAAACCCUCUGUGCAAAUUCCACCGAGCCUCCAUCCUUUUCGCCAACGACAAGUACAAGGCUGCACUUCAGGAGUUGGAGGAGUUGAAACAAAUCGUUCCCAAAGAGUCUCUGGUUUACUUCCUCAUAGGAAAAGUGUAUAAAAAGCUGGGUCAGACUCACCUGGCUCUGAUGAACUUCAGCUGGGCCAUGGACCUGGACCCUAAGGGAGCCAACAACCAGAUCAAAGAAGCCAUCGACAAGAGAUACCUGCCAGAGGACGAAGGUGCAGAGGUGGACGACAGUCAGGAGAGCAGCAUGACGGACGCAGAUGACACCCAACUGCACACGGCUGAGAGCGAUGACGUACUCUAGCAACGCCUCCAUCUGAAGCCCCGCCCCCAUUCUAUUUGACCCUGCCCUGAUUUCCCAGAGGAGUACUGUUGCUAGGCAACAUUGUGACAGACAGGUCCUUGUCCUUCCAGACUGCUGCUGCUGAUGUCACAGCCCCGCCCUCUUCCUCCAACUGUUUUUUAUGUUCUUUUUAUCAUCGUUACAAACAACCAAUAAAACAUGUAAACCC